AUGUCGGUGGUUAGCGGUGCAGAUUCGAUUCAGGGAGUGAGAGACGGGUAUGGAAAUGAUGAUAUGUUUGGACCACUUAGGAGGGCAUGUAUUUUGAGAGGACAGGCAAGAGAUACGGCGGAGAAGGUUCAAGGGAUGAGUAGGGAUAUAGCGGCAGUGAAAAGGAGGCAAGGACUGACGGCAGGAGAAAUAUUGGCAAAGGGGGCAGAAUGGAAUAAAGGGGCGAGAAGAUGGAUUCAGGCGGCGGAAAGGUAUAGGUUACGUGAUGGAUUAUUUUACAGGUUAGAUGAGAAAGACGGAGACGAAGGGCAGCUUACCUUAUGCAUACCUAAGGGGGACGGUGUGAGAGUAGCACUAUUUAGGGAGGCGCACGAUUCCUUGACGGGAGGUCAUUUCGGGAUCGACAGGACGGUUAAAGCAACCAAUCAGAAACCAAUGGGUCUCCUUAAACCAUUACCCGUUCCAAAUGGACGGUGGGAACGCAUUGGAAUCGAUUUCAUAUGCACGAUCAUAGACCACGGAACGAGGACAGCUCAUUUCUUUCCAAUGAAGGAGGCAACUUCGGCACCAGAAUUCACUAUUUUAUUCUUAGGAAAUCAUUUCCGACUUCACGGCAUACCGAAACGGAUUGUCUCAGAUCGGGACGUGCGGUUCAUGAGCGAGUUCUGGAGAAGUUUCAUGGGUUUACUCAAAACGGAGUUAUCUCCCUCAAUACCAUUCCACUCACAGACAGACGGUGCCACAGAAAAAGCCAAUCAGAUCGUGGGCACCUAUCUAAGAGCCUUUGCGACCCAGUACAGCAACUCUUGGAAUCAGAUACUACCUCUAGCGGAGUUUACCUACAAUAGCAGUACCCACAAAACCACUAAACAAACACCAUUUUUCACGGAUUUGGGGUAUACACCCACCCUUCCGCUAGAUACUGUAGCAGAAGUAAAAUCACAAGAGUCACUGAGUGCGAGACAUUUGGAAGGCGCCUCGUUCACGGAAAGAAUGCACGCCAGCCUGGAGGUUAGCCGUAUCGCGCUCCAAAACGCUCAGGAUCAGCAGUCAGUCACGGCGAAUGCUAGCAGGCAUGAGACGACGGUCAAGGAAGGAGACUCCGUGUUUCUGAACACCAAAAACCUUCCGUUGACCUAUGCGAACGUAGCAGUAGGAUCUACCAAACUCAGGCACCUUUACGCGGGGCCAUUUACGAUUACAAAGAUGAUAAAUGAGAAUGCAGCACGUUUGGACAUACCCCAAGGCCUGGACAUAGCCAAGACACAGAAUAACUGCAAGUACAGAGUUCGCUACGUGGGCUUUGACGAAUCAGAAGACGAGUGGAAAUCACUACGAGAGUUGGAGGGUUCCAAGGAGACGGUAGAAAACUAUCACCGUCUUAACAAGCUGGGACCCCCGGAGUGGAAGAAGAAGAAGGGAGUGAAGGAUAAGUCAAAGACAAAGACGGUCCGCAUCAAAAUCGAACCAGGGGUGGGCGAUGAUACGACCGUUAGGAAGUCAGGGAGAAAGAGAGUCAAGAAGCUUCAGUUCGAGGGAGGAUGA
Molecule: messenger RNA, 1545 nt
Organism: Morchella sextelata
Lineage: Eukaryota; Fungi; Ascomycota; Pezizomycetes; Pezizales; Morchellaceae
Exons: 3
Coding region: 1-1545 (514 amino acids)
Biological process (GO): DNA integration
Molecular function (GO): nucleic acid binding
Source: RefSeq, a predicted model, not a curated record